This is a messenger RNA of Miscanthus lutarioriparius, 1677 nucleotides long. The record is from the annotation of a GenBank genome assembly. Lineage: Eukaryota; Viridiplantae; Streptophyta; Magnoliopsida; Poales; Poaceae.
AUGGCCACCAAGCUCGCCGCCAAGCCCAAGAAUGCAGAUGAAGACCGCCUCGCUCAAGCCUCCAUCCCCGUCAUGCCCGAGCCACCGCUGCCGGAAGCCUCUGUCUCCACGUUUAGCUACAGCGAUUCCGACGAUGAGGAUGUGGAUGAGGUCUUGUUGGUGGACUCGCCACCACCGCUUCCUCAUCCUGGUGGAUCGCGGGUGCAUUCAUCAUCGCCGCCUCUCUCUGCGCCACUGCUAGAGCAGUCACCUCCUAGCUGCUGCAACUCCAACAAUGGGCACUCCAUUCCCAACUCAUCGAUGGAUGAUCUACACAACUCCAUUGACACUCCGCCACCACCACCGCCGCUCAAGCAAUGUCGGCCACAGCCUGGCGACAACAUGGUAGUGCCACCAACACCUGAGUCAGAGCCCAAGACAAGCCGUACCUACACUGAUAUCGUGAAGCAUUCUUCGUUGGGCAAAAAUCAUCACCAGCAGCCGCAGGACCACAAGCUUAAAUCAAUUAUCAUAGAUCUUGCUCGUCAUGAAGUUCCUCGCCAUUGUGCACGUCUUCGAGUUCAUUUCACUGAUAGCCCUUCGUGCUCUGCUACUUCAAGCAUCGAUUCACCCAAGAACACCUUGUGGAGAAAGAAAAAGCUGAAGAUAGCUUCGAUGUUGAAUCAAGAUUGGUCAGGCGUGAACCAGGCGACACAGCUGCGGUGGCCACUUCACCAUGCCAGGAACCAAGGAGCCGGGGAGACCAACUUCAUAGGCCCAAGGAGAUUGCCCCUAGUGGCUCCCCAGUCAGCAAUAUCAGAGGUUACAAUCCAAGAUGUCGAAGAUGCCCUUCUCCAACUAGAGAUUGUUGUAGCUAAGGAACCCCCAUUGAAUUCUAUUUCAUGUUGCUCACCUACCCAUGCUACCGGUGGGGAAUCUGACCCACUUCUACUCUCCUCGGCCUCAACAAAUGCUGAGCCCUCCUGUCCUAUUAUACAACUAGAGAAGCAGACAAUAGGUUCGUCUGCUCAAAUGCUAAGGUUAGAGACUAUUGAGUCUACCACACCCACACUGGAGAUCGAUGCAUCGUCCAGUUCUUUAACAAGCCAUCAGCUCGAGGAUACACUGGCAAAGGUGACCUUGGAGGGGAUGACUGGGUUCAGGUUGAGGAGGUGUCGUUUUCGUCUAGGCUACGUGUACACCAGGUGUCCACGCUACGAGUCCGCACGCCCCCGUCGUGGCUUUGGAGCUGCUUCUGGUGCCGACCCUUGCAUGGACAUUGUAGGACAUGGACACACUUUGCCACCUUUGCCAGAGGAUGAUGGCCAUACUACACAUGAGGUAGUGCUGGCAAACUUCAUCCAGUCAAUAACCAAGCCUAUCCAACAAUCCCUGCUUUGUCCACAACAACAUGGCCUAGUGAAGCCACGGAAGGAAAAAAAUAGGCCGAGCAAGCCGUCCCGGCGCAGUGCGCGCCUAGCAACCAUUGCUUGGCAAUGUGGUGACGCGCAGAUUAAAGCAAGGCAAGUGCUCAUGAAGCGGCUGGGCGUCACACAGGAAGAAGGCGAAACCAUGGAGAUGACCUUGUUGUGCUACCUCAACCUCUUCAAAGGUCCGAUGUUCGACUUUGUCAUCAAGGUGCUGGUGGCACUCAGUGGCCUUGAUGGACCAGCCAUGCUGGGGCAGAUUGCCACGUAA